UCGUAGUAGGGUUCGUAAGGUCGCUCCAGGGAGGAGUGAGAGCUACGUGAUGUGUCUCUGCGCGCUUCCUGUCUGCGAGAGAUCCCCAUCUACCCCCGGAGUCCACUGCAGCGUCUGUCCCCGGCGUCGGACGGUCAAAACCCCACAGGUUUCCUCAUCAUGUCUGUGAACCUGAGCAAAAACGGCCCAGCUCUGACCGCGGCCUACAAGGAGGUGGUGGAUGAGAAGUCGCAGACUAAUUGGGCUCUCUUCACCUAUGAGGGGAACACCAAUGACAUCCGGCUGGCAGAGAAAGGAGACGGUGGUCUUGAGGAGUUGGUGGAGGAGCUGAACACUGGUAAGGUGAUGUACGCUUUCUGCCGUGUUGAAGACCCCAACUCUGGCCUUCCCAAAUACGUCCUCAUCAACUGGACCGGUGAAGGUGUUAAAGAUACCAGAAAAGGCCAGUGUGCAAACCAUGUGAGCUCUAUGGCCAACUUCCUUAAGGGAGCUCACGUGACCAUAAACGCACGGGCGGAGGAAGACGUGGAGCCUGAAGCCAUCAUGCAGAAAGUGGCCAAAGCCUCAGGAGCCAACUACAGCUUUCACAAAGAGUCCAAUCGCUUCAGAGACAGCGGGCCGCAGGGGCCUGUGGGAUCUGUUUACCAGAAGACUAACGCCAUGUCUGAAAUCAAGAGAACCAACAAAGACACUUUCUGGGCCCAGGCAGAGAAAGAUGAGGAGAAGCGUCUUCAGGAGGACAAGAGAAGGGCAGCAGAAGAGAGGCAGCGGCUAGAGAAAGAGAGGAAGGACAGAGAGGUUAAGGAAGCAGAGUUACGGGAAAAGCAAGCAAAAGAGAGGGCGUCACAGAUAGAUGAACAAAGGAAGUACCAGCAGAAGCAGGACGCAGAAAAUCGAGGCCAGCAGAAACAGCAAUGGGAGGAGGAGGAGAGGAAGCAGACAGCACAGAAACCCUUUAGACGCGGAGAGUCGGUGGAAAAAGCCAACGAAGCCGCGGCUCUCGUCUCCCAGCGCUCCGUUAAUCCCAGAGAAAUGUUCAAACAGAGAGAGAUGGGCAUCAACCCUGCUAACACAGACAAUACUCAGUCCAGUCCAAAACCAGGGCGGUUGAACAGCCCUUUUCUAUCCAAGCAGUCAUGUGACCCAGAGCCAUUUCGCUCUCCCGUGCGUCAGGCCUCACCUUUACGAGCCAGAGAGCCCAGUUUUGAGGAGCAACCCAGAUGUCAUUAUGUGGAACCAGAGCCAGAUCCCGAGCCAGAGUAUGAAGAUGUACAAGCGGUCACUGAUAUUUAUGAAAUGCCUGUAGAACAAAAGCAGCCUCAAUAUGAGGCAGUAGUGGAACAAGACGCCAUCUAUGAGGAUCCAACACAGGUGGAGGAGGAGAACAUGUAUGAUACGGCAGGAGACCGCGGUGUCUGCGCCAGGGCUCUGUAUGACUACCAAGCUGCUGAUGACACCGAGAUCUCGUUUGACCCAGAUGACAUCAUCACUGGCAUCGAGAUGAUCGAUGAAGGCUGGUGGCGAGGAUACGCACCCGAUGGCCGCUUCGGCAUGUUCCCGGCAAAUUAUGUGGAGCUCAUCUAACGCAGCUAACAUCUCCCCCUCCCUCACGAGAAUCAGACUGAAUUAAUUGUCCCACGUAGAUUUCAAUCUCUACUAUAUAUUUGAUUGAAAAGACUAAAAUUAAAAUCACGGAGCAAAACAGUGACGAUCAUGUGACCGGAGGUGUUUCAACCCUGGUAUUUCACACUGUACUGAUACUUUUCCGUUGUUUGUUUUAGUUCAUUUCAAGCUA
Molecule: messenger RNA, 1795 nt
Organism: Carassius carassius (crucian carp)
Lineage: Eukaryota; Metazoa; Chordata; Actinopteri; Cypriniformes; Cyprinidae
Gene: dbnlb
Product: drebrin-like b
Exons: 15
Coding region: 160-1584 (474 amino acids)
Biological process (GO): positive regulation of axon extension; neuron projection morphogenesis; postsynaptic actin cytoskeleton organization
Cellular component (GO): cortical actin cytoskeleton; postsynaptic density; site of polarized growth
Molecular function (GO): actin filament binding
Source: RefSeq, a predicted model, not a curated record